This is a messenger RNA of Nannospalax galili (Upper Galilee mountains blind mole rat), 2938 nucleotides long. It is a transcript of the gene Mettl14, whose product is annotated as methyltransferase like 14. The record is from RefSeq and is a predicted model, not a curated record. Gene Ontology annotation, cellular component: nucleus; RNA N6-methyladenosine methyltransferase complex. NCBI's taxonomy places the organism in Eukaryota, Metazoa, Chordata, Mammalia, Rodentia, Spalacidae. The coding region runs from base 415 to 1785 and encodes 456 amino acids. The transcript has 11 exons. Gene Ontology annotation, molecular function: mRNA binding.
UUUCUUUCAAUUUCCCAAUUCUUUGCUUUUUUGAGACAAGGUUUCACUACGAAGCCCAGGCUACCACAGCUUUCCAAGCCAGCCCCCAUCCUCGCACCCCGACCCGCCCCCUCAGCACAAAGCUUGUUAAGGGUACUCAGCAAGCUAGGGGCGAGCUCAGUCCUGGAGCCCGGAUGCCGGCACAGCACCGCACAAGCCAGACGCCUGCCCGCUCCCGCAGCAGCACCCUGGGUGCUGUCCGCUGACGUCAGAGGUCCCGCCCAAGAGGCGGGACUUCCUAUCCGGGUUAGCCAAUUCCGGGCGGGCCGGAAGUCCCUAUUCCGGAAGUAUACAGGUCUUCCCGCAGGCCGCUCUGGAGACCCCGGGUCCUCGAGUGCCAGGUCUUUCGGGGUGGUGAGAAGCAGGAGCUGCGGCAUGGACAGCCGUUUGCAGGAGAUCCGGGAGCGGCAGAAGCUACGGCGGCAGCUGCUGGCUCAGCAGCUGGGAGCGGAAAGUGCUGACAGCAUUGGUGCUGUGUUAAACAGCAAGGAUGAACAGAGAGAGAUUGCUGAAACGAGAGAGACUUGUCGGGCUUCCUAUGAUACCUCUGCUCCAAAUUCAAAACGGAAGUGUCUGGAUGAAGGAGAGACAGAUGAAGACAAAGUGGAAGAAUAUAAGGAUGAGCUGGAAAUGCAACAGGAGGAGGAGAAUUUGCCCUAUGAGGAGGAGAUCUACAAGGACUCCAGCACUUUUCUUAAGGGAACACAGAGCUUAAAUCCCCAUAAUGAUUACUGCCAACAUUUUGUAGACACUGGACAUAGACCUCAGAACUUCAUCAGGGAUGUCGGUCUAGCUGACAGAUUUGAAGAAUACCCCAAACUAAGGGAACUCAUCAGGCUAAAGGAUGAGUUAAUAGCUAAGUCCAAUACACCUCCUAUGUACUUACAAGCAGAUAUAGAAACCUUUGACAUCAGAGAAUUGACACCCAAAUUUGAUGUGAUUCUUCUGGAACCUCCAUUAGAAGAAUAUUAUAGAGAGACCGGCAUCACUGCCAACGAGAAGUGCUGGACCUGGGAUGACAUUAUGAAGUUAGAAAUUGAUGAGAUUGCUGCACCUCGGUCAUUCAUUUUUCUUUGGUGUGGCUCUGGAGAAGGACUGGACCUUGGAAGGGUGUGUUUGCGUAAGUGGGGUUACAGAAGAUGUGAAGAUAUUUGUUGGAUUAAAACGAAUAAAAACAAUCCUGGAAAGACAAAGACUCUGGAUCCCAAGGCUGUUUUCCAGAGAACAAAGGAACACUGCCUCAUGGGGAUCAAAGGAACUGUGAAGCGAAGCACUGAUGGAGACUUCAUUCACGCUAACGUUGACAUUGACUUAAUCAUCACAGAAGAACCUGAAAUUGGCAAUAUAGAAAAGCCUGUAGAAAUUUUUCAUAUAAUAGAGCACUUUUGUCUUGGUAGAAGACGCCUUCAUCUAUUUGGAAGAGAUAGUACAAUUCGGCCAGGCUGGCUCACAGUUGGACCAACACUUACAAAUAGCAACUAUAAUGCAGAAACAUAUGCAUCCUACUUUAGUGCCCCCAAUUCCUACCUGACUGGAUGUACAGAGGAAAUCGAGAGACUUAGACCAAAGUCACCUCCUCCCAAAUCUAAGUCUGAUCGUGGUGGUGGAGCUCCCAGAGGUGGAGGAAGAGGGGGAACAUCUGCUGGCCGUGGUCGAGAAAGAAAUCGAUCCAAUUUCCGAGGAGAAAGAGGCGGCUUUAGGGGGGGUCGUGGAGGCACACACAGAGGUGGCUUCCCACCUCGAUAACAUUUCAGGACACUCUCCUUUUAUUUCCCCUCUGGUCUUUAUUGUGGAGACUUACUUUAGAGCUCACCCCCAGCUUGCACUUUGCUUUAGAGUCUCAUGCUGUCCGGAAGAUCUUAGCCAAGCCACCCCCCACACCCCCAGGUAUCACACAGUCCGCAUAGCGUUCAGGGCAAGUGAGGGAUCCUACUUGGUCGUCGUGUGCUGCUGAGCAGAAUGGAACAAGGUGAGUAGCUCCACCUCCAACACUGGCUUUAUUCUGAUCCACUGCGACUUUGCUUCUAGGAACUAGUUGAACAGUGGAAAGGUCUUUCGUGGGCCACAGAAAUGCUGGUAAGAGUUUAUUAACUGUGUGUCCUUGCCACUGUCGCCAUGGCAAAUGGGAAGUUGGGAAUGUGGAUAAAGCAGCAUUAUAACAGGUGAUCAGCCUCCAUCACGGUUUAACAUUUUUUUGUUGAAACAGUAAAAAAACUUUUUUUUUUUUUUCCAACUUUAAAAAAUUUAAAGAAUAGCUUCAAGUAUAAUUUGGGUACUGAAGACUUAGACUGAACAAAAUGACUUUCAGAUCUUAUGAGGGGACACGGCGCUCUCAGGGGUAGGUAAAAGAAGAGGUAGAACUUAGUAGAUUUUAAAACACAAACAGAACAGCUUAUCAGUGUCAGUUGUAAAGCCACAGAUGAGUCUUCAUGCUUCCUAAGAAGCAAAAGGAGAGCACAGCUGUGCCGAGGACGUGGACUUGGACUGACUUUCAGAGCAGUUUCAUGUUUCUUAGCAAAAUUGACAAAGGUAACCAAAGAAAUACCCGUACCCAGGGGUUUGGUUUAAAUAUUUUGGGGAAUAAAUGCUUGGUGAUAAGGAAAUGGCAUGCAUCUUUAAACUUGUUUUUUAAAAAAUUGUUAAAGUGCUUACAGGAAACCCACAGCUUAAAGGCACAGCUUGGACGUGGACCUGCAGUUGCCUUUCCUUAACACCACGUGGUGUGUCUGUGCGCUGGCUGGUGGUGCAGAUCUGUCAGUUGUACGAAGCUUCAUGCCUUAACUCAUGUUUAACUGGAUUUGUUGGAUAUGCUGAAUGAGAAAAUAGCAUUGUUCUUGGCAAUACUUUUUUAGUUGGUAUAAAUUUUCUAAUAAAACUAAACUUGAAAUUUGUGAGUUCA